ACUUGACGAGCCGAGCUCGAGUCGAGCUCGAGCUUUCAUUUUCGUAAACGAGCCGAGCUCAAUCUUGCAUAUUAAAGCUCGUGCCGAACACGAGCCGAGCUUGAGCCUGGAAAUAUAUCAACGAGCCGAGCCUGAACUAUGGCAAAGCUCGACUCGACUCGACUCGGCUCAUUAACAGCCCUACUGCUAAGCACCCCUAGACCCUAGUCACGGGAUCCUCUCUCCUCUGAGAUCGCCCUGCCUGCACUCUCCUCUCUGCAACGGAACCACUCAAUCAAUCCCGUCGUCCCACUUCUCUUCAAUCCCAAUCAUUCUUCUGAAAUCUAAUCCAAAAAAUGGAAGCCGCCGGUAACGACAAGAAGCAUGUGUACUCCGUGUGGGGUGCCCCGCCAAACGACGUCAGGGAUCGGCUCAAGAAGCUCAUGGACGGCCUCCGAUCGGAAUUCGGCGGCCCGGAAUUCCAGCCCCACGUCACCGUCGUCGGAGCUAUAACCUUAACGGAGCAGGACGCUCUCAGCAAGUUCAAUUCGGCUUGCGAAGGGCUCAAGGCUUACCUCGCCACCGUCGAUCGCGUCGCCGCGGGGACUUUCUUCUACCAGUGCGUGUAUUUGCUCCUCGAUCCCACCUCCGAGGUUGUGGAAGCUAGCUCACACUGCAGUGGACAUUUUGGGUACAAGAGUUCCACUCCUUAUAUGCCGCAUCUCAGCCUUUUGUACGGCGAUCUGACCGAUGAAGAGAAGAAGAAGGCUCAAGAGAAAGCCCUUCAACUAGAUGACAGCAUCAACAGCCUGAGCUUCGAGAUCAGCAGCCUGGAGCUAUGGAAGACUGAUACAGAAGACAACUCUCUCAAAUCAUGGGAGAAGAUCUCAGAGUUCAACCUCUCUCCCAACUAAGACUAAUCUAGGAAGCUGCUGUACAUCACUCAUCUUUGAUUUGGCUUCUGACCAGAUCUUCAAUAAAUUGGGCGUUACCUACUGUCCUGUUACGUAACUGUGUGUUCGAAAGAAGCAAAAGAUGAAAGCCCUGUUGUAAUGCAUUUGUGAGACGGUGACAGUUCAUUUGAUGGCUAUUGAUCUGAGAGGAAGGAUCUGUAUUUUUCCUCUUUUAGGCACGAAACAUUCAGCAUCCGCUGAUUAUCGGGCACAAUUGGAAAAAAGUUGGCAGGCUGUGUUUUGAUUUGAGCCGGCAUGUCACAGAGAAUUUAACAACUUGUAGUAGGAGGUGGUGGAUAUCCUUUGUGUAAUCUAAUCGCUCUAUUAAGGGGCAAAAGCUGAAACUAGACGGCUCCGACCUUUUCAAGCUUCUUGUUGUUGUAUUCCACUUCCACCCAAAUGGUUUAUCUGACAGCUAGAUCAGCAGGGAAUCUUACUAUUAUACAUGCAUACAUACAACUCAUGAGGUUUGACAUUUAGAACAUUGAA
Molecule: messenger RNA, 1421 nt
Organism: Linum tenue
Lineage: Eukaryota; Viridiplantae; Streptophyta; Magnoliopsida; Malpighiales; Linaceae
Source: the annotation of a GenBank genome assembly